AUGCUGGCCGCCUCCUCAAAACAGUCCGCGCUGGCUGUCACUAAAACAUUGACCGUUGAACCGGGUGUGACAAGAGACGGGGACACAAACUUUCUGAGCUCAUGGUUUCUUAAGGGCAGCUCCACCACCUUUUGCAACUUCUGGUCCCGAGCCAGCUCUGGCUUCCUGUUCUGCGCGCAAGAAAUGUCGGAUAACCCAUGGGCACCUUCGGGAAACUACGCCACCGGCCGAGUUCUCUUCUUGCUCGGGCACAUGCAAAGGCCAGGAUAUGAUCUGUUUUCUUCAGAGUUCACCGAGGACAUGCGAGAAUUGUACUACUCCAACCUACUUCAAAAGCCCUUGCAAGAGGGGGAGCCAAUCCGGGGACUCUCGACGUCCUUUGGGAGGGCCUGGUGGAUCAACAAGAAACUCAAGCAGAUUCUGAAAGAUUUGGAGGAGAAGUUCGGAAAGACACCCGAAGAGGCCCUCAGAAUUGUGCAAGAAUGGAUUGCGAUCCAACAAGUGCACUCAUACGCCAUGAGCGUAGACGCAACGGGAGCGCGGUUUGAGCCCGCUGCCUUGAAAAGAACCAUGGGCUACUCUCUAGCUUUGGCAGAGAAAGCCAUCGAGCGGGGGGUAUUGGUUGUGGUGCUUGCGCGGUGGUCCCACUGGGACAAGGUCCUCACCUUGUCAAGAAGGCCUAACCUGAGGUUGAUUCGGUUGACGCACAAAUCCACGCAGCGCGGGAUCCCGAACAUCGCGGAGAAGGCCAUCGAUCCAGAAACAAGUACUGCGACGUACAAUGAUCUCUUAGUUGCACUAUGCGGAGGCCCAGACGCAGCCCCAAACAGGAUUCCGUCAAGCCCGCCAACGAAAAGGCGGAGAGAGUCGGUAGAUGGACCUAGGACGCCGGAAAGAGAUGGGCCGGGGAGGGGAGCGGAGGGAUCCGAGAAGAAGGGCAAGGGAAAAGAAAGGUCUUUGAAAGAAGUGUAUCGGCGGUCCAGCAGUGUGACUUGUGACGCACCAUGCGUCAAGUCGGGGGCAGAGAUCGGCGCCGAGCCAGCCGCUAAAAAGCAGAAGGUGUCAGUAGACGCACCUGGGACGCCGGCAAGGGACGGGCCAGAGCGCGCAGCGGAAGGCCUUGAGACGAAGGGCCAGGCGUCUCCAGCGGCGGCCGCGACAGCUGCAGAGGCGGAGAGGAAGCCCAAGGCCGAAGCUGAGGAGGCCCCACGAUUGGCAACCGUCGGAGCCGCUCGGAUCGCACCCACAGCGGAAGUCAGCGAACAAAAACCGUUGACCUUGGAAGAAGCCGUUGAGUUGGCGGUACGGAAUCGGUUAGCUGUGGUCGAAGAGGAGCACGCAAAACGAGAGAAGGAGCUGUUGGACCGGAUUGCACAGCUCGAAGCGGCGCAAGCUAAGCCGUCGGGCGACGGGGUGAAACAAGAGCCGGGCGCCCGGUUGAAGACAGAAACUUGACGACCAGCGCAGAUUCCGGGUCGAGAGGUUUAUCACUGGCUACAACCUUGAUGCAGAAGACUGUCCUGCACUUUUUUACAGGAAGCCGCUUCAUGAAGCGGCUGAGCCUUUGGGAAGAGGUGCGGUGGAUGUAAAUUCACUCUUGUCUUUGCAUGUAUGAUGCCAGGUUAGUACAACGUGCGGUCAGUCACUUUAGGAGUACGGAGACUUCCAAACUCUUUUGGAUCCGCAACUCGUAUAUCCGCAAAUGGAUCUGUGAUCGAUAUCGCGCAUAUUUACACAUGGCAGAUUCUGG
Klebsormidium nitens is the source of this 1750-nucleotide messenger RNA. NCBI's taxonomy places the organism in Eukaryota, Viridiplantae, Streptophyta, Klebsormidiophyceae, Klebsormidiales, Klebsormidiaceae. The record is from the annotation of a GenBank genome assembly.